Danio rerio (zebrafish) is the source of this 731-nucleotide messenger RNA. The record is from RefSeq and is a predicted model, not a curated record. Lineage: Eukaryota; Metazoa; Chordata; Actinopteri; Cypriniformes; Danionidae.
UGAGUGAAGGCUAAUCCUUACAGCCUCAAAAGAUUGUAACCUUCCAUGUGUCAGAAAAUGGAGACACUCUGGUGCAGGAGGCAUUCGAGAUGGCUGUGGAGCAAGAGGAGACUGCUGUGGCACAGGAAGUGGAACAGGAAGUGGCACAGAUUGGCAUUGGUGCAUAUGAAGGUACUGAUUUCAGUGUGGUGGAGCAGAUCUCUGAGGAGACAACACACAGCAGUUUAGAGGAGCCCUCAGCAGAGCCUCAGGUGAUGGAAGUGAGUACUGAGCCCUUGUCCAUCUCUACACCUCUCAAAGAAAAUAAAGAGAAGUUUUACGUUAGCUCAGGCUUGACAGACGGAGUCCUGCAGCAGGUGGAGCUCAGCAGUGAAGCUCCAGCAUCUCCUCCGCUGUCUUCAUCACCCCAUUCUCAACAGCUGAACACCAAGCGCUUCUCAUGUCGCAUCUGCAUGGAGGCUUUCCAUGGCCGAUCGGACAUGGAGAACCACAAGAGGGCGCACAUCGACCCCAAAACAUUCAAAUGCCCCGACUGUGAUUUCGCAGCACCUUCUUGGCCAGAAGUCAAGACUCACAUGGCCUUGCAUGCAUAUUUGAGACCUCAUAAAUGCACCAGCUGCAGUUUUGCCUCUAAAAACAUGAAAGACCUGCGACGCCACAUGAUGACACACACCAACAAGAGGCCUUACUCCUGCCAGGUGUGUGGCCAAAGGUGAGCAACUGAGAAAGAG